Messenger RNA from Orbicella faveolata, 669 nucleotides. RefSeq names its product acetylcholinesterase-like. Lineage: Eukaryota; Metazoa; Cnidaria; Anthozoa; Scleractinia; Merulinidae. The record is from RefSeq and is a predicted model, not a curated record.
AUGUCAUUACUAAACCAACAAAUCAUUGUCUCUCUUAGUGAAGAAACCGCCGACCUCUUCGCGGACGCAUUUGAGUUCGUGUACACACCAUGGCCAGACAGCAGUAAUAAAUACGCACUAAGAAGCCAACUUGUUGACUUCAUUGGUGAUUAUCUGUACUUUGCACCAGGUCACGAGGUCGCCAACAUUCACAGCACAGUUGCUCCGGUGUACAUGUACGAGUUCGCACAUCGCAGAACAAAAGGAAAUAAGAACAAGGAGUGGAUGGGUGUGGUCCAUGGUGCUAAUGUACCUUACGAGUUUGGAAACCCGUUCUACCCUGGUCUUUCGUCAGAUUUUGACGCAGGCGAUAGAAACGUCAGUUUGUUCCUAAUGGAGUUGUACGUAAACUUCGCCAAGAGCGGCGAUCCAACACCCCAGCCAGUCAGCGGUGUUACGUGGGAGAGGUACAACAGCAGUCACAGAGCUUACUUGCGAGUUGACGUUCAUCCCAAGAUGGCGGCGGCGUUUGCUCCUCGCCGAAUGGCUUUCUGGAAUGAUUACUAUCCUAAACUGGCGCAAGUACAGUUUGAUACCAGGGACAAAGUGGUCAGCGAUGCUAACGUUGACGUUGCCAUGGCAAUGCUUUUUAAGGUUGUACUUAUGAUUGUUUUCGCCAUGUUGUACUGA